GUAACCUGACACUUAGGCCGGGGGUGGCAUUUGAAAUACACUGCAUCUGGGUUUACACAAACAGUCAAUUUGAAGAGGCUAGAACACACAGCCAGAUCUCGGAUUAAGGAAAACUUCGUGUAUAUAAGGUUCUCACUGUAGAGUUGGCUAGCUAGCAGCUGGAAACGAGUCGACUUGAAGUGGUUAAUGUUAAACCCUUAGCUAGCUAAUUUAGCUCCGGGCCGUUAGCUCACAGAAUUCCAAAGGCACCAUCAGGAAAGAGUGUUGUGUCAACGUAUUUGGCCAUAACGGAUAGUAGUGACUCUGAUGCUAGUUAACGUUAGCCCAUAUACAAAAUAACUGAGUCUGGUACCUCGGAUAGUAAAGAAAGGUAGCUAGUUAGCUAAUCAUUUCUCAACUAGAGUUUUGUUGUGGAGCUAGCGAGUUAAUUUACGUGGCUUGUUGUGGACCUGGUUAUUCAUUUCAGAACUACUAACGGGGGCUUGUUGUGCCAGCUAACGACGUUAGUUAGCCCUGGAUACGUCGACUGUCCACUCUUUGCAGUUUAAACCACUAACGACAUGGGUCUUAUAUUUGCCAAACUGUGGAGUUUCUUUUGCAAUCAAGAACACAAGGUGAUUAUUGUCGGGUUGGACAAUGCUGGAAAGACCACCAUACUGUACCAAUUUCUGAUGAACGAGGUGGUCCAUACCUCGCCCACCAUCGGGAGUAAUGUGGAGGAGAUAGUGGUGAAGAACACCCACUUCCUCAUGUGGGACAUCGGGGGACAGGAGUCUCUCCGCUCCUCCUGGAACACCUAUUACUCCAACACAGAGUUUAUCAUCUUGGUGGUGGACAGCACAGACCGAGAGAGGCUGGUGAUCUCUAAAGAGGAGCUCUAUAAGAUGUUGGCUCAUGAGGACCUAAGAAAGGCAGCUUUGUUGAUAUUUGCCAACAAGCAGGAUAUGAAGGACUGCAUGUCGGCGGCGGAAAUCUCCAAAUACCUCACCCUCAGCUCCAUCAAAGACCACCCCUGGCACAUCCAGUCGUGCUGCGCACUCACAGGAGAAGGCUUAUGCCAGGGCCUGGAGUGGAUGACCUCGAGGGCGGGACUAAGAUAGCCCCUUCUCCCUCGUUGGAUGUUGAACUGACUGACUACCGUUCUCACCUAUCUGGUGUUCUCAGCCUCUCCCUAUUGGCUUCUUAAAAACAAAACAAAAUUGUUCAAUUUUGAGCUUAAGGCUGCACGGGAAGCAAGUGUUGCGUCUCUCCCUGCUACAUCAACUUGACCUCGCCUGGGUUGUGUUCAUUCAGCACCAAACAGAAGAAAACAAACCAAAACAGGGAGGGACUUCCAGAACUUGUCCAAUUAGAAAUGCUCCUUUCCAUUACGUUUUUGCUACGGUGUGCUGUAAUGAAUACCACACUAUUAUAAGGUCCUUGUUAACUGGACCCUCUUACUAAACCACAUGGACUUUUUGCUACCUGGAUGUGAUCAAGCUGAUAGUAAACUGCAGUAGAACCACAGCCAGAAAGAACACUUCUCCUCUAAGACUGGAAUACUAAGUGUCCACUUGAAGCGAUGGACACACCAUCACCACUACAUAUCAUGAUUAUAUAUCAUAAUGCCAUAUUAGGACCUGGAUUAACAUUUAGGUCUCUUGAAUGUUCUGUGCGGAAGUGUUUCAUCAAUCAUGUAUUCAUUUGUCUGUCUAUUUUGAUGCCUACUAUACAGAGGCCUAUACCAAACAGUGUUUACCUACUCACUUAUGGUAGUCAGGUUAACUUACUUAGGUUGGGGAAAGGAAGGGGUUUAUCAUGGUGAAUGGACACCGGGUAGUAUCAGUAACACUGGUAUUCUAUGUUGGUUACAGGAGUGGAAGUCUGUUACAAUACAUGUGUUUUGGUUUAGGCCUAUGUGUGCAGGAUGGCAUGUUCAAGAUAUUUUUAACUACUUUUUGGUGUGUUUUUUUUAUUUCCUGGUGAGUUGUCGUCGGGGCUUAUUAUACAUGGUCAGAGGGUUCUGUUCAAAAGUAGUGCCCUAUAUAGGGUGCCGUUUGGGAUGCACACUGGGUACAAGCCUCGUGGUGCUUGUUUCUUUGACUGUGGGAGCCAAUGUAUUAUUGGGAAUAGUCGUAUUGCAUUUGACUUCUCAAGCGAAUGUCGCUGGGAUCUGUUUUUCUUAGCACUCAUUCACACCGGAAACAAAUGGGGUGCUAACUAGUGCUGAGCGAUCAACCAAAAUGUUGUUUAUUUUUUGUUUUUUAAACCGCUAAUUGACCAACUUUGGUUCAAUUAUUUGAAUUCCAUAUAAUCUAGCCCGAUCUGUGCGACGUAUUUUCCAAAAGGCCAAUAUUCAUAGUUUAGUGCAGAAAACGUGAUAAUUAACUACAAUGACCAUUAUGCAUAAUCCUACUUUUCAGUUUUUUUUUUCGUUACUCCUGCUAUGUUAGGUUAGUGUGGGGCAGACACUUAGACCGAGAAAUGCAUGAUCAAGAGGGAUAGAGAGCAGUUGCUUCGUGAGGUAUCUACCUGAAAAUGCAUUUAUCUAAGUGAUUGAUAGUAUGCCUUAUUUCCAUUGAAGAACUACUAAAAUAGUGGGUUUUUUUUUUGUCAGACAGCAUAGGCAGCAGCUCUUUAGAGAUGAGGAGAUUUGGAAUUAAAGUCAUCAAAUAAAACAAAUGUAAUAUACAGAAUGAAAUAUUUUUAAGUAAUUAAGUGAUACGCAGUAAAUUGGCAGUCACUACUAAUAAUGGGAAUUUUAAUAAUUGUUUUCUGUUAACAUUUAACCCACAGUGCAUUUAAUGUUAAAAUUGUAUCAACUGAAAACUGUGAUUAUUGGAAAAAAAAUAAUCAAACCGAAACCAUACAGACCUCAAAUGCAGUAAUCGCUCGGCACUAGUGCCAACCAACCACUACCGUGGUAAUAUCAGUGUUCAAAGCUCAAGUUUCAUACCAGUAUUGUACACAUGUCGAUGCAGCAUUUUGAUUAGAUUAUUUUAGCAUUUUGUGUAUACACAUCUCAAGUAUGUGUUGAGAUGUCGAACUGAGCAGGUCAGUAAUUGCAGCUACGUUUGUUAGUGUAUCACCUUAUUCUGACAGAAAUGACUCCUUAGAGUUAAAGUAGCCUGAGUGUCAGUCUGUUUGUGCUAUCACACCACCUCCUUGUUUUAGCUUGACAAGGACAUCAAUGGAGUUUGCAAAAGCACUAAUGGAUCUGGGACCAAGCAAGCGUUAGAUAUAUGGUAGUCUUUGUGCAUUUUUGACUGCAGUGUGUCGGAACAUGCCAUCCAGUCCCCAUCAGCUUAUGUUGCGUACCCUCAAAACAGCUAGCCUGAUCCCAGAUUUGUUUGGGUUUUAGCCAACUUCUCUAGUUAGAGAAAUUGGCUGAAGCACACAGGUCUGGGACCAGGCUACUGACAGGCCUCAAAAGGAGUCAGGGUUAGGGCUUCUCCUGUGUCAAAUGUGCCACAUGUCAGACAGACUCGCAUGUGAAUGAAUGGGAUGUUGAUGUUCUUCUUAUGUCAAUGUCUGUCUGCUUGCCCUGACAAUAUUUUAUCCCUUGUUCCCGCUGUAUCAAGAUUCUCAGAGUCUAGAAUCAGCCCCAUUCCACAAUAUUACUCAUUGUGGAUGGAACCACUAAAUUGAUCCUAAAUUGGCACUCCUACUCUGAGAAGCAUGCUACAUAUGGCCUCUCACCACCAGGAUUUGUUACGACAUUGGCCUGAUGGGUGAGUUCUUUUAAAUAGCUAACAGAUCUAUGCACGUGUCACUUUGCAGGUGUGUGUGUGUGUGGUGAAGUCGAGGAAACAACUUCAGUCUUUUCAUUGGGACUAGAUUCAGAGUAGCUCAGGGUCCGGUUUCCCCAAAGUACCUUAAGGCUACGUUCAUCAUUAGGACCUUCGUAGGAGCAUCGUUAAAUCUCUUAAGCUGUUUCCCAAAACCACCGUUUUAAUAAAGCUGCUCUUUAACACUUAUUUACCCACGACAUCAGGCCACUUGUAGAACAGCUAAGAAUGUCGUUAGAUGCUUUUUUUUUUUGCCGUUCUGCUUGACUUUAAAAGAUAAAUACAGUAUAGGCUACAGACCUAAUAUACUGUAUUUGAAUAUAUAGCUAAUUGUAGACUAGCCUUCCGUCUAAUAUUUGCCAAAUCUUGAUUUAGUGCGUUUUUAUAGGGUAAACAUUAGAAUAAGCCGCCUCAAUAUUUGUAGCCAUAGACAAUAAAUAACAUCUCUCUAGGAGCUGAUCCCUCGUCAGUAAUUCUAAUGUUAAGAUUGGAAAGGCAGAACGCUGCUCCGAGAAGGGCAGUAUCAACACAGGCCAUAACAUACUCUGUGGUGGUUUGUGAAAAGCAUGUUAUAGCUUUGACUGUUGUAGGGCUAGAUUAAAACGGUCAUAAGCCUAAGUUUCAGUGGGAAACUGGGCCCUGGUCCAUCGCGCGACAAGUUACAAAGCGCAGUGGCAUCCACCCUGGUCCGGGAGAGUAUCUGAGUCCACUGGUUUUAAUUGACACACAGUUAGCAUUAUGUGAAACCGAUGGACCCAGGAUGUGUCCCAAAUGGCUCCAUAUUCCCUAUAGUUACUACUAGCAGUAGAGGGCCAUUUGGAAUUGGGACACAUACCCAGUCUCUUGAGAAUCAUAGUGCAUUCCAUUGGUCCAUCUAGUGCUUUAUACUCUGUCAGACAGUGGAAUGGUCAGACACUUGAAUCAGGAUGAUAAUCACAUGUAUGAUCUGGGUUGCACAUUUCAGUUUUAUUUUUAAAUAAAAUAUUGUAUUUUGAAA
Molecule: messenger RNA, 4764 nt
Organism: Oncorhynchus mykiss (rainbow trout)
Lineage: Eukaryota; Metazoa; Chordata; Actinopteri; Salmoniformes; Salmonidae
Gene: arl8
Product: ADP-ribosylation factor-like 8
Molecular function (GO): GTP binding; GTPase activity
Source: RefSeq, a predicted model, not a curated record